CAAACGUGUCCUUAUUUACCGCGAUGGGACUCAGGAAUUGCUUGCUCAAUACCGUGGUGGGCCUAUUGUCACCGCUAGUGAUUUUGAUUUGGACGUUAAUCAAGAUUUCAACCUUUAAUUCAAAAGCACAUUACCACAUCCUUAACGAGUGGCUUUUUGCCACGUAUAUGAAAGCAUUUUUGCUUUUCUUCGAAUACAUCUCACUGAAAAAAGUAUGAGAAAUAAUAGCAGCCUAGAUAAAAAGUUUUAUGUAUAUGGCGACGUCAGUUAUUUGGAGAGCAAAAAGGAAAAGGUGUUGUACAUAUCUAAUCAUCUCUCAACCGCUGAUUGGUUUAUUUGCUGCAUGUUAACAGCCCGUCAAGGAAAUAUGGGACGGUGUAAAUUUAUUCUCCACAAAAAUUUGAAGUACAUUCCCAUUUUUGGACUAUACUUAGCACAAGAUUCAUGCAUUUUUGUCGACAGAUCAAAUUUUCAAGAGAGUAAGGCAGUCAACGCGAUUCAAAAUAUCAGAGCCAUGCAGUCCAAAGCAUGGAUAGCCAUUUAUCCGGAAGGGCGACGAUACAACCCACAACACUUUGAUGCCAUCGCGAAAUCACGAGAAUUUGCCAAGAGCUUAAACAUUCAACCAUAUCGGUUUCACCUUACUCCAAGAACCCGGGGCUUUCGGCUACUUUUGGAUCAUCUUCGUGACUACUUCGACGCCGUGUACGACAUAUCAGUAGUUUAUGCAGACAAAAACGGUUACCCCUUAGAUCGCCGAAAACGGAUGCCACAAUUAACAGAUUGGUUGAACAGUUAUCAUACGCUGCAUGUGCAUAUCAGGCGCUUACCAAUUCAACACGUUCCACAUGAUGGUGAGAAGAUAGAUGCAUGGAUUCACGAUCUAUUCCACAUCAAAGAUGAAUUCCUAAGUAAUAUACAAGAAAAUUUUCAUGGGGACACGACUGAGUUGGCAGGAGGAGACAUAAGUGCUAACUCGGGAUACACAGAUGCUCAGACAAACGGUAGUCUCACCGGUGAAUAUUCCAUGUCAAUUCAACAGCAACUAGUACGCUGCAUGCCGCCAAAAAUGGACCGAACGGCGAAAAUUCUUAAACCUAUGACAUUGGUUGAAUUGGUUCCAUCUGUGAUAUUCUUCUAUGGUUUGACCUUUUAUUGGAUAUUUGGGUUUGGUUGGUACGGUCCAAUCAGUUUUAUAGGAAUCGCUCUGUUUGGCAGCAUGUUAGGUGAACUAUACGUACACUAUUGGGUAUGAGAUACACGCAUUACCUUCAUCUAGAGAAACUACAACCGCUUGUGCCACUAUUUUACCAGAAUCCUUCAAGUGCAACUUGUUGAAAAUACAAUUUAUAGAAUCAACGAAAUACAACUUUUACACACAGCUUUCCGCAAGUUCUCUAAAAGUGUUUAAAUGUAUGGCUGCAAAACGUUUGUUCGACAUGGUCGAUUAUCCACGCUAUCCUAAUCCGUCAAUUGUGAUUUACGUUAUUUUAAAAAUGCACAUGGCUUUCGA
Messenger RNA from Dicrocoelium dendriticum, 1513 nucleotides. The record is from the annotation of a GenBank genome assembly. Lineage: Eukaryota; Metazoa; Platyhelminthes; Trematoda; Plagiorchiida; Dicrocoeliidae.